Messenger RNA from Ailuropoda melanoleuca (giant panda), 4093 nucleotides. RefSeq names its product threonine synthase like 2 (gene THNSL2). Gene Ontology annotation, molecular function: pyridoxal phosphate binding. Gene Ontology annotation, biological process: 2-oxobutyrate biosynthetic process; dephosphorylation. NCBI's taxonomy places the organism in Eukaryota, Metazoa, Chordata, Mammalia, Carnivora, Ursidae. Bases 1243 to 2682 code for a protein of 479 amino acids. The record is from RefSeq and is a predicted model, not a curated record. The transcript is spliced from 9 exons.
UUAUCUGCGCACUUGAACUCGCGGUUGAGUUCCGCGUGGCUGUGUCGUUUUCGCGGCCGCUUCUGUAACCUCCAGCCGCGGCGCUCUGCUCGACCCAGAGGAACCUGGGAGGGUUCCAGGCUUUGCACCUUGCGUAGGGUUUCUGCAGUACCCGGAGAGCGGGAACCUGAGAAGUCCGCCGUGUUUUCAGAGGCUGCCUUAUCCUGCAGGCCUUAUCAAAACCUCCUUUCCUGACCCAGGGCCUGGUGAGCAGGAGGACAGGUGCCCGGUGACCUCAGAGAGGCCGGGGCCUACUUGAGCCUGCUGGGGCCUCCACCCCGAGGAGGGCUGUCUGUCUGCAUGCGAUCAGUGGCCAGGGGCUCAGCCCCUCGGGUCCAGGUCCCUGCCCUGCCCCACCUUUUGUCAGAAAAUUUCUUUACCUGCUGGCCCUUCCUGAAAUGUUUCCUGGCCUUGGGGCUUUAAAACCAGAGCUUCUGAAUUCACCUGCAUGAGCCAGGGAAAGGUAUUCAGCGAUCAAGCUCAGCUCCCUGACCCGGCACCUGCUUCCUGGGAACCUAACCCAUGUGGCAUUGUGACCAGAGUCAGGCCUUGGACACUCCCCCUCCCCAGGACCCCAGAGUCCUGAAUCCACACAGGCCAGUUAGCCUUGGCUAGACAGUCUUAAGAGUAACUUGCCAGCACUUCAAAUGAUUCCAGGAUUAGCCUGAGAGGUAGGGCGCUGGUUCUCAACUAGGAUGACCAAACCGUUCUAGUUUGUCUGGCACUGAGGGGUUUCUUGGGACACGGGACUUCCAGUUUUAAAACUGAGAAGGUCCUGGGCAAAGUGGGGCAAGUUGGUUACUGUAUUCUUAACCCUGGCUGCCCAAUAGCUUCACCCACGGAGCCUCUCAUACAGAGGUUCUAAUCUUAUUGAUCCAGGGAGGGUCCCAGGGAGCAGUAUUUUUUUACAAGCUCCCAAGUUGAUUUCAACAAACUACCGGAGUGAGGAACCACUAGGUUAUAGGCAACAAUGCUGUAUAAGCGUGGAAGGUGGUUACUUUUUGAGCCUUAGUGGACCCCGGUAUCUCUCAAAAGGUGUAUAACCAACUGUGGUGGUCCUCUCCUUAUCAAGAGGCCUAUCAAAAUGGCGGCUGCCUUAUUGCUCUGAUCUUUUCCCAGUUCCCUUAUUCCUUGACAGUGAGGACCAAACGUUUUCCUUUCCUGGCAUGACUUGGUACCCCCUCUCCUAAGGCCACCAGGAUCAUGUGGUAUGUCAGCACUCGGGGAAUGGCCCCACGGGUCGACUUUGAGGGGGCCCUCUUCUCUGGCUAUGCUCCCGACGGAGGUCUCUUCAUGCCCGAGGAGCUCCCACAGCUGGACAUAGAGACCCUGCGUCAGUGGAGUGCGCUUUCCUACCCCAGCCUGGUGAAGGAGCUGUGCACUCUCUUCAUUGGUCCUGAGCUCAUUCCAAGAGAUGUCUUAAACGAUCUGAUCGACCAAGCCUUCCGCAGAUUCCGCCGCAGAGAGGUGGUCCAUCUGUCCAGGCUGAGGGACGGGUUGAACGUGCUGGAGCUGUGGCAUGGGGCCACGUACGCGUUUAAGGACCUGUCCCUGUGCUGCACAGCACGGUUCCUGCAGUACUUCCUGGAGAAGGAGGAGAAGCACGUCACCGUGGUUGUAGGAACGUCUGGGGACACUGGGAGUGCUGCCAUUGAGAGUGUUCAAGGGGCAAAGAACAUAGACAUCAUCGUUCUGCUGCCCCAGGGUCACUGCACGAAGAUUCAAGAGCUCCAGAUGACCACGGUGCUGAGCGAGAACGUCCACGUGUUUGGAGUGGAGGGCAACAGCGAUGAGCUUGAUGAGCCCAUCAAGGCCGUGUUUGCUGACGUGGCUUUUGUCAAGAAGCACAAUCUGAUGAGUCUGAAUUCAAUCAACUGGUCCCGGGUCCUCGUGCAAAUGGCCCACCACUUCUUCGCUUAUUUCCACUGUGCGUCAUCCUUAGACACGCACCCCCUGCCCCCCGUGGAGGUGGUUGUGCCAACAGGGGCUGCCGGUAACCUUGCAGCGGGGUGCAUUGCCCAGAAGAUGGGCCUGCCCAUCCGCCUGGUCGUGGCGGUGAACCGCAAUGACAUCAUCCACAGGACUGUGCAGCGGGGAGACUUCUCUCUGUCCGAGGCCGUCGAACCAACCUUGGCAUCAGCUAUGGACAUUCAGGUGCCCUACAACAUGGAAAGGAUCUUCUGGCUGCUGUCGGGCUCUGACAGCCAGGGGACGAGAGCCCUCAUGGAGCAGUUUGAAAGGACCCAGAGCACGAGUCUACCCAAGGAACUGCACAGCAAGCUUCUAGGGGCAGUGACGUCUGAGUCGGUGUCGGAUGAGGCCAUCACCCGGACCAUGGGGCGCUGUUGGGAAGAGAACCGGUACCUGCUGUGCCCUCACUCGGCCGUGGCCGUGAGUUACCAUUACCGGCAGACAGACAGGCAGCAGCCCAGCCUUCCCCGGUGCUGUCUGGCCCCCGCCUCUGCAGCCAAGUUCCCAGAAGCUGUCCUGGCUGCUGGGCUGACCCCAGAGACCCCUGCGGAGAUCCUAGCCCUGGAGUUCAAGGAGACACGCUGCACCCCGAUGCGGAAGGGGGACGACUGGACACUGAUGCUUCGGAACACCAUUGAGGGCCUGAGCUGGCCACAGAGGGGUCAUUCUUGAAUGUUCCGGAAUAGCCACGCUGGAUCUGACUUGAGUCAAGUUGCCCUGUAGCUCUUGUACCAGGGUCCCCUGUUCUAUUAACCCAGGGCCGGUAUCACAGCACCACUAAGUCCAAAUGCCUGCCUUUCCGUAGGUGUCUCCAUAACCACACUGCCUCAGAGAAGUCACACUGUCCUUUCCUCUGAGAUUGACUCACCCUCUCCCCUCUCCGUGCCUUCCAUCCUGCCUUUGCCUCUGGGAGUCUGUCCUUUUUUGAUGAGUCUUGGUUCCUGCAAAUAGUUUAUUGCCAAGUUGUCCGCAUCAGCCCAGAUGGAAAUAAUGGCUCCUGAUUCCGGCAGAACAUCGACGGUAGCUUUCCUAAGGCGUGUAUUCCCUCUACCCUGUUUUAUGGUUCUCCACAUUAGACAUUACCUCCCCAUCUCGAAGCCUCUUGAAGACAAGAACCACUGUUUAACUCAAUGGGCUGAAACCUUUUGGGUUUGCCCCUGUUGAUCAAAACAUUUUUAAAAUUUGUUCUCCCAACAUAUGUAUACUAAAUUAUAUAUGAACUACACAAACCAUAUGCUAAAAUAGGGAGGAAGGACUAAGAAUAGAAACCUACACUGAUCUUUUCUCCCCGUACUCCAGUGCCUUGUCUUGUGGACGCAUCUUCGGCAGUGCUGAGCUUAGUGCCUGGUGCGUGCCGUAACCAGCGGGAACCGGGGUGCGCAUGCCUGUGAUUGCCCAACUGCCCGAUAACCGUGUGAUGGCUCUCGAAGCGUGGCCUGGGUCUCCUCAAAAUGCACACUUCCGGCCAUCUUCACAGGGGAAUCUCUGGGUAUGGGGUGGACAUCAACUGCAGUUCUUACAAAUUCCCUGAGUGAGUCUUCUGUGCGCUCUAAUUUGGGAAACCCUGGGGCUAGGUGUUUAAGUUCAUAAGUAACUUCUUAUUUGUUAAUUAUGAGGUGUACUUUAUUUUCACAAGGGCGUGCUUUAUUGCUGCCACUGUUGCCAUGAUGUCGCCGUGCACUGUCGAAUUCAGUAGCUACUAGCCACAUGGGACUCUGAGCUCUUGAAAUGUGAACAGUACAACUAAAGAACUGAAUUUUUAAUUUUUAAAAAUUUUAGUAAUUAACAUUUAAAUUUCAAAACUAUUAUUUGAUUCAGUCAUUAAAAAAACUUUUAAGUAUGGUUAGGAAGAUGCAGGUAUGUGAAUCUGUAAAUUUUAUGAAGUCUAAAUACAGAUAAGUAUUUCCAAUGAAAAUUGAGUGUUCCAAUUGAAAUACACCGUAAGUGUAAAAUAUAUAUUGGAUUUCAAAGACUUCAAAUGAAAGAAAUCUGAAAUAUCUCAGUAAUAAUUGUAUAUCGAUCACUUGUUGGAAAGACAAUAUUUGGAUGUAUUGGGUUAAAUAAAAUAUAUCAUUGAAAUUGG